AUGAAAUCGACGUUAGUAGAAACUCAAUGUCAACUUUUCCAAAGCAACUAUAAAACCUACAUUCGUCGGAUUUUGAAACAUGUACAUAAAAACAUGCAGAUUUCUAAAGACAGUUUGGAUCAGAUGAAUGGUUUCAUGAACUAUUUGUUCCAUGCUUUGGCAUAUGAUGCUGCUCAACGUGCUCGAAGACGUCGUCAGAAAACUCUCACUGGUCGAGAGGUUCAAGAUGCCAUUAAAUCAAGAUUUCCAGGCAAUAUAAAAAUAUUUGCAGUUUUAAACGGCAUUGAAACUUUAGAUAAAUUUAUCCGAAAUAAUUAA
Lottia gigantea (owl limpet) is the source of this 318-nucleotide messenger RNA. RefSeq lists its product as hypothetical. The coding region runs from base 1 to 318 and encodes 105 amino acids. Gene Ontology annotation, cellular component: nucleosome. The transcript has a single exon. Gene Ontology annotation, molecular function: DNA binding; structural constituent of chromatin; protein heterodimerization activity. Lineage: Eukaryota; Metazoa; Mollusca; Gastropoda; Lottiidae. Gene Ontology annotation, biological process: nucleosome assembly. The record is from RefSeq and is a predicted model, not a curated record.